CUCACUCACUGUUCAUCACCGCCCACUCUCACUCAUUGUCCGUUAGCACCCACGCUCAUUUCCAGUCCCUCAAUUUCAACUCGACAUCUUGAUCAUCUGAAAGGCAUCGAGGACCUACCAACAUGAAGAUCGCGAUUUUGUCACUCGCUCUCGCCUUCAGCGUUGCCGCAUCCGCCGUCCCUGCUGUGCAGGCUGCACCCGAAGUUGCUGUCCGAAACGCGCCUCAAAGCAUCAUCGACUGCAACUACUGCACCGGCAUGCUCGAUUUCUGUUUCCAGAACGGACACACUUCAGGUCAGGAGGGCUGCAAGCAGACCUGCCGUGAGCAUGUGUGCCACCGCAAGCCAGAGUGCAAGAAGUGCCACGGCGAGUUCGAUCAGUGCCCUGAGCGCUCGCGCUACCACCACUAGCUCACACGGCAGCUCUUGGGUUCGAGGCGUAUAUUGCGGAGAUAUUCAGUGAAAGGAGACUAUGGUUUGCGAUGCAUGGUGAGCGACUGGACGUCAUGUCGAAUCAAUUUCGCAGUGACAAGUAUGCAGGUCUAGAGAAUGUCAC
Messenger RNA from Boeremia exigua, 555 nucleotides. RefSeq lists its product as uncharacterized. The record is from RefSeq and is a predicted model, not a curated record. NCBI's taxonomy places the organism in Eukaryota, Fungi, Ascomycota, Dothideomycetes, Pleosporales, Didymellaceae. The coding region runs from base 123 to 410 and encodes 95 amino acids. The transcript has 3 exons.